Cygnus olor (mute swan) is the source of this 3907-nucleotide messenger RNA. RefSeq names its product family with sequence similarity 241 member A (gene FAM241A). Lineage: Eukaryota; Metazoa; Chordata; Aves; Anseriformes; Anatidae. The transcript has 3 exons. Gene Ontology annotation, cellular component: intracellular membrane-bounded organelle. Bases 16 to 348 code for a protein of 110 amino acids. The record is from RefSeq and is a predicted model, not a curated record.
AGCAGAUCACUGAAGAUGAGCAAUUUGGAGUAUUGUGACAUUACUGAUGCUUGCCCGGAUAGUCUUCUUUUAGUUCCACCUCUGAAGAAACCUACAUGUCCAGUCCAACAAGAACAAAGAAACCACACCGCAGAACCCGUAAUAGAUGAUUAUAAAAAGAUGGGGACUCUCUUCGGCGAACUAAACAAAAGCCUUAUCAGAAUAGGCUUCACAAGGAUGUAUUUUGGAGAACGGAUAGUAGAACCCGUAAUUAUUAUGUUCUUCUGGGUCAUGCUCUGGUUUGUUGGCUUACAGGCUCUUGGACUAGUUGCUGUUCUGUGCCUUGUCAUUAUUUAUGUACAACAAUAAGGUUUUGCAGAUGCCUGUUGGAUUAUGUAUUUAAACACUGUCACUAUCUCGGUGGAUUUGUAUGUUUAAGUAAAUGGGUGGCACAUCAAAAGUUGCAAAGCUUUGAAUUGUAUUUUGCUGAACUUCUGAGGUUUGGGAUGAGGGGAACUAAAAUUAUCAAUUCAAAGCAAAGUCAGUAGUUCUACUACAGCUUUGAAGGGCAAAAAAUGAGCCGUUCUUCAUAUAAUGGUGUCCAGAGUAAUGUACCCUUUUCUACACCCUUGGGGCCUUAGUCCGAGUACUGGCUUUUUAUCCCCCACCCUGCAAUGCUCUUGUUUUGCAUAGUGAAAACUUCCUGUCUGGUUUGAAGAGGGCACUGGAUGUGAGUGUCUGCUUCAUUGCCGGGAGGGCUGUGUGCUGUUUGUUCUCUGAAUCUGCAUAAUUUGCUAGUUUGUUGCUGAAAAAGUAGAUACACACGAGGGAGGCUUGCUAAGAAACCUCCAAUGACAAACGGUCAGAAGAUGGACACAGCUUCCUGACAUGAAAGCACCUCUGCUUCAGUACAGUUUAUACCAAGUUUUCCUCCAGGAAGCAAGCUAUGCCAGAAAAAUGCUUUUAUACUAAUGCUGGUGACUUCACACGAGACUUCAGCUGUUGUUUAGGGCUAGGGAGGAAUCAUAAUCCCAUUUAGCCAAAUGGUCUAAUGCAGCUCUGCCUUGGUUUUGGAAAUGUACUCAGCUCCUGCUGCUUUUUUUUUUUUUUAAUCUUGCUUUUCCCCUCACACCUCCUUCUGAAGACAAAUAUUUGGCUAAUUCAUGGACUUUGCAGGUAGUUAUAACUGCAGUGUUGGGAAUUUGCCAUUCCAGACAGCAAUUAGAAUAUUGUCUGCUUCCUCUGGGGUCCUGCGUGACGUGUCUGAACAACUAGCCAGGGAAUCGACAGGCGCUGUUAACACUUCCCUCAUCUGCUGCACUGUGCUCCCAACAUGGGCGAGAAGAUUUGUGUGCAUAAGUAAAUCAGGCUUGUUUCCUCAUGCAGGACAAGAAUGUAGUUGAAAUCAAGUGGUCAUUUUAUUUAGCAGUCUUAAUUGAUUUAUUUCAAAAAUAGGCAAUAAAAUGCGUAUCUGUAAAAUGCGUAUCUAUAGGUGGGUGUCAUGGGCAACACAAAUAUGAGAAUAGGAGAUAUAGAUAUAUGUAUAUAUUCAAAAGUAGGUGCAAAAUUCUCCCUGGCUCCCUAGGAGCCACACCAAGGAUGUAUUGAGUAUUUCAGAGUGAGUUGAAUGUGCUCAUUUAAAGGAAAAUAGUAAAAUGAGACAGAAUCGUUACUAAAUAGGCUACAAGUUUAACAUUUGUUGUACGUUGCUUUUAGUUGUUGUACAUUGCUUUUUAACUUAAUUACAAAGUUGACUUCAUCUAUGGCAGAAUGAAAUUAUACAUUAUUUAGUGAUAUAAUAUCAGCUGUGAAAUUUACAGAAAACUACUUAAGCUUUUGCAGUGUUUUGUUUUGAUUUUUUUUUCCCCUAAACAUUUUUAUAUUAGCAGUGAUCAACAACAGAUAGUUUUUAGUUCAAAAUGCUAAGUCUUUUCCGAAGACUUUUGAAGUUAAGGGUAGCUCCCUUAUGGUCCCAGCCCUGCAACUGGAUUCACAAGGCAGAUUUUAUGCCAGUAUGGAUCGCGUUGGUUGCUGGGCUCAAGUUCCAGGGCCUUUGGCCCCAGUCCUUACAGACUUUCCUGUUGGUGUACUAACUGCUGUUUAGUGCUCUGAACUUUACGGCACUUGGCUCCUUUGAAGUCUUUACGUGCCUGAAUGCCACCUGUAGAAAUGUCUCAGCUGGUCUAAUGAGUAGCUGUGUUGUGAGGAGUCGUGUCUCCUGUCCGGCUCUGAUGACCUUGACUGUGGAUCGGGAGGCUCUGGUGAACUGGUGUGACUGCAUGGCUGUGGGAAGAGGCCUGGGGCAUGCUUGGAUGGCACCUGGUUAAACAGUCACGCUGAUGGCAGGGAAGUGUUUGGCAGCACAAGGUGCUCCUAGAUGCAGGGGGUUGUUAUUCGCAGCUGCAAGUCCAAAAGCAAACAGCAAGUCAGCAAGUACACACUGAACUCAACGGCAGGAAGCUCUGUACUCAAGUGCCUAUGGGUAAACUCUGGUUUUUGCUUCAAAUCCUUUAGAAAGCAGAACAUGUGUUUAUACCUUUGCAUAUUUGUAUAGCUACAAUGGUGGUUUUUUGUGUAUUCUUCUCCUGUAUAAGGGCUAUUCUACAAAAGCAUCUUGUCAUUUAAAAUAAAAUCCUUCCUUUCUUCCCAUAAUCAAAUUACUGUUCAGAGAAGCUCAUCCAAUUGCUUUUGUCCUGUGGGAAAGUGUCGAUGUGAUACCCUCGUUGCAGUAGCACUUGUGUGAAGACGCUGUAUUGUGACACGGCAUGUAGUAUUUUCUUGAAGUGGUGACUUUGCACUGUACGUAAGGAAUGGGGAGCAAUGAACCAAGGGUGUGAGUGUUGAGCUGAGGAGAUUGUUUAUAUGCAUGUAACCUUCUGUUACAUUCAUCACUGUGGCUGUUUUGCUCAUGGAGUCAUUUCAGUUACUCUUUUCAUGUUUGUGUCUCUAUACCUGUGAUGUACGGAAAGGUAGCUUUUGGACUAAAGUUGUGUACAGUGAAUACUUGACAUUGUUUCUCUUGUGGGUAAUAAUGUUGUCUUUCGUAGAAGUUUUUAAACUUUUUAAAACCCGAAAGAAUAGUUCUCUUAAUGGAGUUAGAUUGACAGAAAAUGAAGAAAACAAGCCUUGCAUGGAAGAUAUCCUUCACCUUCCAUUGUCUGCCUUUUUGGUUUCAUACAUUCCAUUGUAUAUAAGAACUUGCAUAGUCUUUUUUACUAUUAUUAUUUUUAAAGCUAUUGCUAUACUAUCUCCCUGCCAGUUGCAGGGAAAGAGACAUAAGGAAUAAAGGGGACUGAGAUACAGUCAGACGCAAAUAGUGGAAAAUGGAAUGCAGUGAAGUGAUGCUUAUAUGGAUUAUAAGAAAUCUGAUUGUAAACCUGUGCCAAAAGUGAGGAGGAAAUGGGUGAAUUGUGUUCUUCCUUCCAUCCAAAUGUAGUUGAAGGCAGUGGGAGCACCAGGCAUUCCAAGAAUGUCCCUAGCUAAAAAGCAGAAGGUUCAUUUUAAAAAAGUCACUUUUGUAUGUUUAUAUUGGUAUAUAUGAUUAUCGGAACUGAAAGUACCUGGAUGCACCUGGGUGUAGGGACUGUAUGAAGGAAUUUUGUCCCCUAAAUCUGCAUUAAACAACAAAUGAUAUAAUUUCUGUUGGUCAAUGUAACGUAUGAAAAGCUUUUUAUAUAACCUCUGUUUUUUAAAGGAUGGACUCUUUCGUACUGUUUCACACCUGCCAAAUGCAUAAAUGUCUGAACUACUGUGUACAGAGAAGAAACUGCACGAAGGAGAAUCUUGGAGGACCCUGUUUGCACUGAAAACUCAUCCCAUUGAAACUGUCAUCUAAAAAGCAAAACUCACGUUUCUUGAAAGCUCUGUACUAAAUGAAUCCUAUGGAAAGCACUUUGUUAUUCUUUGUAAUAAAAAGUCUUGUCAACGA